Rhopilema esculentum is the source of this 1287-nucleotide messenger RNA. Lineage: Eukaryota; Metazoa; Cnidaria; Scyphozoa; Rhizostomeae; Rhizostomatidae. The record is from RefSeq and is a predicted model, not a curated record.
UUACCCCCUAGUCACCAAUCACUGUCAAAUCCAUUAUAAAGUUUUUAUCUUUAUGUCGUCAUAAAAUCAAUAGAGAGUUUCCGAUCGCCGACGCAGCUAGGACGGGGGCGUUUCCGAGGCCUGGAAAUAGCGCGGCCGUUCCGUCCUCCUGCACAUGUAAAAAAAUCAGAUUCCGAUUUUACGACGGGGACGUGCAUUGGCGCCAAAAUUAAACCAGCUAAAAUGGACGACAUGCUGUAUUUAUUGCACGAUGAGGGCGAUAUCGACGACGAAGAGCUGCUUCUUCUAUUAGAUGACCACCCGAAAAACUUGCACGUUGGCCUUCCGUAUUUUAAGUACGAACGUUUUAAUGAUUUUGAUAUGCGAGAAGACGAAUGUGAAGUGGAAUUUCGCUUCAAAAAGGAUGACAUUUUUAGACUUGCAGCUGCUUUGCGCCUCCCGGAAAUAUUCAAGCGUCAGAAUGGUGUGGUGGUAGACGAAAUCGAAGCCUUGUGCAUCGCCCUAAAGAGAUUUGCUUACCCAUGCAGACUUGCUGAUCUCAUCCCUCGUUUUGGUAGGCCUGUAUCACAACUCUGUAUGGUCGUAAAUCUCGUGAUUGACCAUAUCUUCGACAGAUUUGGAUACCUCCUUGCCAACCUUGAUCAGCCAUUAUUGUCACGCCACAAUCUGAAGGUAUAUGCAGAUGCCAUUCAUCAGAAAGGUGCUGCAUUAGACAACUGUUGGGGUUUCGUGGAUGGAACAGUCAGGCCCAUUUGCAGACCAAACCAGGAUCAAAGGGCUGUCUAUAACGGCCAUAAAAGAGUGCACGCAAUCAAGUUCCAAUCGGUAGUGGUACCUAAUGGACUUAUUGCAAACCUCUUUGGUCCAGUUGAAGGAAGAAGGCAUGACAGUGGCAUCCUGGCAAUGUCAGGUCUUUUAAAUCAGUUGGAGCAACAUUCCUUUACACCUGAUGGCCAGCCUUUGUGCAUCUAUGGAGAUCCUGCAUAUCCUCAAAGAGUUUUUCUCCAAUGCCCCUUCGCAAGAAGACCAAACCUCACUGUUCAAGAGCAAGCCUUCAAUCAAUCCAUGAGGAGGGUUCGUAUUUCUGUUGAAUGGGUGUUUGGUGAUAUUGUGAAUUAUUUUAAAUUCACAGACUUCAAGAAAGAUCUGAAGAUUGGCCUCAGUGCAGUUGGAAAGACUUAUGUUGUUUGUGCCCUACUACGCAAUGCACUUACUUGCCUGUAUGGGAACAACACAUCUGCUUUUUUCAAUCUGCAGCCACCACUUCUUGAAGAAUACUUCAGAUAA